AUGCCAGGCAUCAACGCCUCAGCCCUCCUCCUCUCCCAAGGCUGGGCCGGCCCCGGCCACGCGCUCGGCCCCUCCCAACCAUACCGCCAGCACGGCACCCGGGGCCUUGCAUACGACCCAUCCUCCGUAACACGCACCACGAGCAGCGGCCUGCUGAAACCGCUGCUUGUCUCGAAGAAGGAUGGCAAUAAAGGCCUCGGUCGCAAAGCGCAUGAGCCGGCGAGGGGAAAUGAGUGGUGGCUGAAGGGGUUUGAGAUGAACCUCCAGAUGGGCCGCUUCGGCGGACUAUACAGCUACUUCCUGCCUGGCGGGUCUACAGGUGGCACGCUGGGGAAACAACAAAAAGAGUCUGUCCCUUAUGAGCCGAGCACCAAGAUCAGCGAAUGGGGUCGGAAUAAGCGGAAAUCCGAUGUCCUCGACGACGACGAUGCCAUCGAGCAGGAGCAAGACGAAGCCAUCAAGAAAUCCAAGAAGCACAAGACGACAACGACAGCGCAGUCCCAAUUCGCCGAAGUAGCCACAUUCCUCUCCGCCCGCGACGCCGAACACGAGCAAAAGCGGCAGCGGAAAGAGGACAGGCGGAAAGCGAAAGCCAUGCGUGACAGCCAGGCGUUUGGUAUGGUUGGAGAAUUCCUAGCCGUCAAAGAGGCCGCAAACCGUGGCUCGGAACUGGAGAAGGAGAUGAGACGGAAGGCGAGGGAGGAGCGGAGGCACAGGAAGGAGGAGAAGCGGAAACGGCGGUCACGGGCGGGAGCCGUGGAGGAUUCUGCUGGGUCGAAAUCGGCAUCUCCUGCUGAGUCCGAGGACGGGUUGGAGGUGAGAGCGGCAGAGGAAGCCAAGUCCGAUCGUCGCAAGGAAAGGAGCAUUCGAAUAGUAAAGACUUCCUCUGGUGAUGAGCGGCCUGAGACACGCGAGGAGCGGAAAGCGCGAAGGGCGUUGAGGAAGGAGAAGAAGCAGAAGGCUCGAUAA
Cyphellophora attinorum is the source of this 969-nucleotide messenger RNA. RefSeq lists its product as uncharacterized. The record is from RefSeq and is a predicted model, not a curated record. The transcript is spliced from 2 exons. The coding region runs from base 1 to 969 and encodes 322 amino acids. Lineage: Eukaryota; Fungi; Ascomycota; Eurotiomycetes; Chaetothyriales; Cyphellophoraceae.